Messenger RNA from Solanum stenotomum, 2921 nucleotides. RefSeq lists its product as uncharacterized. The record is from RefSeq and is a predicted model, not a curated record. Gene Ontology annotation, biological process: transmembrane transport; intracellular zinc ion homeostasis; zinc ion transport. NCBI's taxonomy places the organism in Eukaryota, Viridiplantae, Streptophyta, Magnoliopsida, Solanales, Solanaceae. Gene Ontology annotation, cellular component: Golgi apparatus; membrane. The coding region runs from base 115 to 2796 and encodes 893 amino acids. The transcript has a single exon. Gene Ontology annotation, molecular function: zinc ion transmembrane transporter activity.
GUAUCGAUUCGGCCCAACCCAAUGCAAGUAGCAAAGACUUGUUCUUUCCGUAGCUCCCACAUGGUUGAUCUUUGAGCUUGAAAAUUGAAGCUCUUUCUCCGGCUGAACUCCAUCAUGGCUGACAAUCAGCAGCACCACCGCCAUCACCGCCCCAACCGUCUUUCUCUACCGCCGCGCACCGCCGUACCUAUCAUCACCUCCACCCCUACUACCACAAGAACCCCUUACCCUUCUUUUAACUACCCUCCUUCCACUCCUACACCAACUCCAUCCAAACACAGAGUUUCCUAUCUCCCCACCAAAUCUUCUCCGGCUAAAACCUCUUCUUUGCCAUUUCUCUUCCUUCUCCUCUUCUCUCUCCGCUCCUUUUACUCUCUCCUCCCUUUCCUUCAAUCUUCCCCUUCCUCUUUCUCUCUUUUCCCCUUCUCUUUCCUUGUUUCUCUCCUUUCCUUCCUUCUCACUUUCUCUUUCUCCUUCUCCUUCUUCAGUUCUUCCUCUUCCAGUAGACACCCUUUUUAUCAGAAGAAUCGUCAUGGGUUUUUCUCCUUGACCCGAUCUCAGUACAAGCCUCUACUAGCUAAAUCGUUUCUUCUUGCUAUAGUCUUUCUUCUCCGAUUUCAAGCCCUUCGGUAUUGCGGAGCUGCCGCUAUGAUUCUCGCGGAGAUUUCUGGAAAUAUUGCUUCCCGGUUCAUUUCUGAAGGAAAAAGUCGCGAUCUUUUUGACCGGAAUCGGAUUAGAUCGUAUGAGGUUUGUGGGUUUAUCUCUAUGUUUAUUGGGUUAGUACUGUUAUCUAUUAGUUGGGAUAAAAUUGAAUGUUUCCCUUUAUCUUCUGUGAAUGUGUAUGAACUGGGGUUUUCAUUGCUUCCGAGGUAUAGUUGUGUUAGGAUUUGGCCAAUGUUGCUUCCGUUUCUUUCUGGUUUUUUGGGGUGUUUUGAGAGUAGUUCCAUGAAUUGGGGCAGUUUGAGGGAAAUGGGUAAGAAGCAGCUUCGAUUGGUCUCGUUGUUUUUUACAACUGUAAUACUAUUUGUACCAGCUGUUAUAAGUAUGUUUGUAUUUGAAGCAGAGGGGGAUAGUAUUUCUAUAUACAAUCUUGGUUGGCCUUUAGUGAACACAGUAGUGUUUGGUGUGCUAUUGAGUGAGAAUUUUACUGCUGAGAAGCCAGUUUCUUCUAAGGACUUACAAAAGGAGUAUCUUGUAACAUAUAUUUGUACAGUUAUAUUGGAAUUGUUUUAUUUCCCUGAGCUUUCACUUUGGGGAUUGUUGAUAUGUGGAUUGUUGCUCUGGGUUUCUGUAAGGAAUUUGGAUCCUGUUGACCCUAAUUAUCUUGAGUUGGGGUUGGAAACAUCGGAUUGGUUUACAACUUCAGUUAUGAAACCUCUCCGGCAUAUCUUGGGUGAGAGGAAGUCACGCAAGAUUGCGCUUUUCCUUUUGAUCAAUACAGCUUACAUGGUUGUGGAAUUUGCUGCUGGUUUUAUGAGUAAUAGCCUUGGGUUGAUAUCAGAUGCUUGUCACAUGCUGUUUGAUUGUGCAGCUCUAGCUAUUGGAUUAUAUGCGUCUUACAUAUCACGGUUGCCAGCAAAUGGUCAGUUUAACUACGGCCGUGGAAGAUUUGAGGUUCUUUCUGGGUAUACAAAUGCUGUUCUUUUGGUCCUUGUGGGAGCGUUAAUUGUACUUGAAUCAUUUGAGAGGAUAUUAGACCCUCAAGAGGUUUCCACUAACAGUCUAUUGUCAGUGUCUAUUGGAGGGCUGCUUGUUAAUAUUGUGGGUUUGAUCUUCUUUCACGAGGAACAUCAUCAUGCCCAUGGUGGAUCAUGUUCACAUUCCCAUUCUCAUUCCAAGUCUGAUACAGAUUGCCACAGUAACGAACAUCACCAUGAUCAUCAUGUUCACCAGACAAAGACAGAAUUCUCCACAACUUCUCAUUCCCAUUCCCAUUCCCAUUCCUACUCUCCUUCCACAUGCCAUGAUCACCAUAUUCAUGAUCAUGAUCAUGGUGGUCACCAUGUACAACAGGAACAAAUCAGUAUUGUCCAUGAAUGCCAUGAAUCAUGUUCUAGUCAUGCUGGUCAUGGACAUAAUGCUGACUAUACAAAGCAGAGCAAGAAAGAAAAAGAAUGGAAUGAAAAUAACACUCCUCAUUCUCAUGAUCACUCCCAUGACCAUAAUCAUGGACACCAUCAUCAUGGUGAUGCUGACCAACAUUGUCAUGGUGUCACCUCAAGUAGUUCUUCGAUUAAGGUGCACGAUGGCUCUGUUGCAAGUUUUCAAGGACCAGAUUGUUCUCAUGGUCAUAAACAUGUUACUACAGACAAGGGUGUCACGGAGAAACAUCACCACCAACACCGCCACAUUGAUCAUAACAUGGAAGGCAUCUUUUUGCAUGUUUUGGCUGACACCUUGGGUAGUGUUGGGGUGGUAAUUUCAACGCUCUUAAUCAAGUACAAGGGAUGGCUUGUUGCUGAUCCUGCCUGCUCAAUUUUUAUCUCUGUACUGAUUAUAUCUUCAGUAAUCCCAUUGCUCAGGAAUUCAGCAGAAAUUUUACUGCAAAGAGUUCCAAGGGCGCAUGAACAUGAUUUGAAGGAAGCUGUAAACGAUGUUAUGAAAAUAAAAGGUCUUUCUGGGAUUCAAAAGCUGCAUGUUUGGAGCUUCACGAACACAGAUGUUAUUGGAACUCUCCAUCUUCUCGUCUCAAGCGAGAAUGACAAGUCAUCUGCAAAGACACAAGUAUCUGAAAUAUUUCAUCAUGCUGGGGUCAAGGAUUUGACAAUGCAAGUAGAAUGCAUCCAAAGUAGUUAGUCUAAUUGGAGGCUUUGACCAAUUACUAGAAGUGCUCAGUGUUCGCUUCAACUGCAUCAAAUGGAGAUCCCUUGAGACCUGAAGUGAUGUACAGUGGGUUGAGUAAGUGAUAGUUUUUUUUUUUU